This is a messenger RNA of Oryza brachyantha (malo sina), 1280 nucleotides long. RefSeq names its product ATP-dependent RNA helicase RhlB-like. The transcript has a single exon. The coding region runs from base 103 to 681 and encodes 192 amino acids. NCBI's taxonomy places the organism in Eukaryota, Viridiplantae, Streptophyta, Magnoliopsida, Poales, Poaceae. The record is from RefSeq and is a predicted model, not a curated record.
CACCACGUCGCCGCUGAUCGGAACCGCCGUCAACCGCCUCCGCGGCGCUGUUGCCGCCGCCGCCGCCGUGGGGGAGCGGGGCUUUUCUUGGCGGUUGCAUGUAUGCGGGAGGGGAGAACCAAUGGGGGAGUGGAUGGAGAGGGAGAGGGAGGGGGAGGGGUGGUUCGGCGGCGGAGGCAGCCAGCGGCGCAGCCGUCGACCUCCGGGUCGGCCGCGUCGUCGUCCUCCGGUAGGAGAGCGGAGGAGGAGGGCGGAGGCGGAGGCGGUAGCAGGAAGCAGGGGAGGCGCAAGAACCAGCGGCCGCGGGAGGGGGUCGCGAGGGCGAUCCGGGAGCGGCUGCCCGCGGCGGGGGCCUGCUGGGGCAACGGAGCGGUGGUUGAGGGGAUCGGGGGGAGCAGGGGCAGGAGCCGGAGGGAGAGACCCGGCGAUGACCGCGGAGGCGGCGAGGACGAUCCGGGCGCAGCCACCGCCGCCGCCGCCGCGAGGGCUCCCGCGGCGGCGUGGUGCUGCGUCUGCCACUGCCCGGACGAGGAGUGCCGGCUGGAGGCGAACCCUAGCGCCAACGGCAAGGAGGACCCGGGGCUCCGCUCCCUGCUCGAGCAGAACGACUUCUUCUCCGACGACUGCAACCCGCACGCCGCCUCCGCCGCCUUCCCUGUGCCCGGCGACAGCUCCGAUUAGGUGCCAUUGAUCCGUCUAUCCAUCACCACCAAACAUUUCUGUACACAAAUUCCACACAACAACAAAGAGGAUUUUUCUUUUCUUUUCUUUUCCAUUCGAAGAUGUGAGGUGUGCGAUUGCGUUCUUGAUCCUUCCCUCCGAUUGCGUUGUUGAUUGAUUCCUUGCUCCGGUUCUUCUUCUCCGUGUACUUUUUCUCUGUCACCAUCCUCUGUACAUAUGUACUGUGAUGACAGGAGUGGACAUGGGGUGGAAUGAAAUCAAUGGAUGGGCAUUUCUUUGGUUUUGUUCUGUAGCUAUUGGUGACUGUGCAUUGAUUGCCUUGGACAUCAGAUGGAUGAGGAUGCAGAAGAAAGCCACACCAACAAGUACACUGCACACAGACUUUCUUGAACUCAGCUGUGUUGCGGAUCUCCAGUCCAGCUGUGUUGGUACCUGCCAUUGGAGGGGCUCACAGACUCGAAGGAGGUCAGAGCUCACAAUCAACUACCGUCGUCUAAGGCUGGAUAACGAGCUGGAUUAGCUUAGUCUAGCUCAUUAAGAUAACGAGCUGGCUCGACUCGUUAUCUCGUUAUCGUAACAAGCUAAAAACCCAACUCGGC